Molecule: messenger RNA, 1632 nt
Organism: Peniophora sp. CBMAI 1063
Lineage: Eukaryota; Fungi; Basidiomycota; Agaricomycetes; Russulales; Peniophoraceae
Source: the annotation of a GenBank genome assembly
AUGGUUAAACAAGACCGCAAAUAUCGUCUUGGGCUUGGUGCUGCUUUUGGGCACCAUGACAAGAAGGCCGUCGUGCCCCGCGCAGACUCCUGUCUCACUGGAGGCUUCUACAUCUCGCCCACAGCGAACCAAGUGAUCGACACGUCCUCGUCGUUCAACAUCACAUGGGACAGCACCUGCAUCUCGUCGGACUACGUCGACAUCCUCCUCUACGACCCCUCCGCCGCCUCCUCCAACAUCCACACCUGGGGCAAAGUGUACAACAAAUACGGCACCUACGAGACCACGCUCUCGCCCGCCUGGUGGAACUCCACGAGCUCCGCCCAGCUCUACCUCAACAUCCUCGCCACCGGCACACAGCCCUUCCAGUCGAACUUACCCGCCGGGCCGGUGUUCAACGCGUCGGUCUCGGCUUCGUCCGACUCGUCGUCGAGCAGCACGGACACGUCCGCCUACACCCAAGUCAACAACGGGCCCUCGACAUCCUCCGCCUCCCACGGCCUCUCCAAAGGCGCCACAGCCGCCGCCGUCAUCUUACCAUUGCUCGCCAUCGGCGCCCUAGUCGCCUUCGCGUACAUCCGCAUCAAGCGCGGCGUCGAGAAGGAGAAACGCCGCCGCUUCUCGGUGGCCGUCGACUCGCGCAUGAGCACCAUCAACCCGGACUGGGCGAGCAUCACGCCCGCCGGCGCGGCCGCGGCCGUGCGCAACAGUAUGGCCGUCGACGGCAACGGGAACCGCAUGAGCUCGUUCUCGUAUGGCGGCGUUAGGCCUAUGAGCACGGCUUCGGCUAUGGUCGACGGCGGACAGGCUGGGAUCGGCGCGCGCGGGCUGGGCGGGAUCGGGAUUGGCGGGACACAGGCGAUUCAGAGCCAGAGCCAGGACGAGAUGCGCCAGGUCGGCAGUGCGCGCACCGUUGGGACGGGCCUGCGCAACCCGGCGCAGACGUCGGCUAUCCUAGCCGAACGCGUCAGCCGCGUGAGCUUCGCCCCCGAUACGCGCCCGAGCAUGGACAGCGUCUCGCGCAAGAGCGUCGCGAGCCGCGCGUACCACACCGCCAUCGUCCCGCCGCUGCCCACGCGCAACGACAGCGCGAAUGGGUCUGAUACCACGGGGUCGGGCAGUAUGAGCCCCACGCAGACGCAGGGCGCGGUGCCGCUCAGCGCGGAGGACAUCCGCGCGCGGAUCAACGCGGGCAACGAGAACGCGCCCGUGCGGCCCAGCAUGGACGAGGUGAUGCCCGCGCUCCGCAUGAUGCGCACGUCCGACGGCGAGGAGCUCUUCCCGUCCUACCCGAGCGCCCCAUCACACGUAACCCAGUUCGGCGCGCCCGUCAGCCCGCCGGCUGUCCCGCCCACGAGCGCCAGCACCGGCGCGAGCAGCAUGAGCAGCUUUAUGCCGAUGGCGUCUGCCAGCAUGAACCCCGACGACAUGUUGAGGGCGUAUGCUGGGCGCCGUGUCGCCAGCCCGCCGCCGGCUGCGGCGGGCGUUACGCAGCCGAUGCCGACGUAUACGGGGCUGUACCCUUCUACGCCUGCGGGUGCGAUGGAUGAUCCGUCGAGGAAGAGUAUGGCGCCGACCGAGGGGAGCCGGUAUAGUCAUUAUACGGGCGAGGACGUUUACGGCGGGAUCUAA